Molecule: messenger RNA, 1344 nt
Organism: Hibiscus syriacus
Lineage: Eukaryota; Viridiplantae; Streptophyta; Magnoliopsida; Malvales; Malvaceae
Product: transcriptional regulator STERILE APETALA-like
Exons: 2
Cellular component (GO): preribosome, large subunit precursor
Molecular function (GO): protein binding
Source: RefSeq, a predicted model, not a curated record
UCAUCAUCACCAUCACCAUCAUCAACGUCUUCGUCUUCUUCUGAUGAUGGCAAUGGCAAUGGUACAGGACAUGGUGGGCAUGGUUUCGAAGGUCCUUCUUUGACUCGUAGACGUGGCAAUAACGAAAUCUGGCCCGGUCCUUUUAUCGAAGAUCUUGCUGUAAGAGUUGCCAUUGAUGCUUGUCGAUACAUUGGCCGCCUUGCUGCUGCUGCUGCACUUGCCACUUUGUUUCGGGUUUGUUCCACGUGGCAAGCAGUAUCGCGGUCUGAUCCACUGUGGCAGCGUCUUACUAGCUCCAUAUGGGGUCGCACCCACCGCAUGCACGCCACGUGGCAUGAGGAAUACGUAUACUGUCAUCAAACGUCUCAGAAUUUUCGUCUUGGGAGAUCGGUUCACGAGACUCUCCAUUUCGAUCCGACAGGCGUCGAUAUCUCCGAUGGGUUGAUUUGCCGUUGUCUUACCCUCUCCGACACGCACCUCGCUUGCGGUUUCGCCGAUGGUACCAUACGCCUCUUCGAACUCGCCACCCGCCUCCACGUUGGCACCUUCCUCCCCCAACACGGAGACCAUUUCGGCCGCUUCUCACGCGCCGUAUCCGGCAUAAUCAUCUCGGACCCCAGGGUGAUAUUCGCCACGUUGGACGGAGACAUCCACGUGGCCAUCAUAGACGGGCAGCAACAGGCGCGCAGGGCUCACGUAGGAAACAUCGUCGACGACGGUUCGUUGGUGGAUUUCACCGGGUGUGGGCGUUGGUGGGUAGGGCUUUACGCCGGUGUACCUGGCCGUGCUAUCCACAUUUGGGAUGGAAACACCGAAGAUCUCGUCUACAUGAACACAACCUUAACCGACCGAGAAUCAUUGAGGGGUUGGCACAUGUUGACGGGGCUAACCGAAACUGUCGGUCGAGUCAGGGUAACUCAUCGGGAAACGGCGGUUGCUUGUACGAGUAAUAGGUUCAUGGUGUUAGACUUGAGAAACCCAGAGUUUUCAUUGCAUGACCGUGAGAGUAGGAUAGGGCUGAUGGUGAAUUCGUUGGAUUCCAACAACGAGGCGUUCAUCACUGUGGACAACCGUGGCAGGGCAACGGUGCGGCGGGCGGAGACAUUAGAUGAGGUAUGUAGAUUCAACACACGGUUAGGGAACAUAAUGAGUUGCAUGAACUUGGGGUACGCGGUGAUGUGCGCAGGUGGUGUAAUAAGGGUAUGGGAAAUAGAGCAUGGGCAAUACUUGUAUAGCUUCGGCGAGAACGUAGGGGCCGUGAAUGCGAUGGUGGCAGAUGACCGGCACGUUGCGGUGGCCGGUGGUGACACGACGAUCCACCUUUGGGAUUUUGGUGCUCAGUAA